Camellia sinensis is the source of this 1063-nucleotide messenger RNA. NCBI's taxonomy places the organism in Eukaryota, Viridiplantae, Streptophyta, Magnoliopsida, Ericales, Theaceae. The record is from RefSeq and is a predicted model, not a curated record.
AUUUUUUUCAACCAAACAACAAUCUAGUCCAAUUCCCAUUUCAAUUCUACAAACAAACACCCACUAAGCUGACCAAUCUCUAGCCUCUCUUCCUCACAUGGGCCACUACAACUGUUCCCAAAUCCUCCCCAGUUCCCUUUUCUUCCCCAAGAAUUGUUCGCCACUAAGCGCAACCCAAGUUUCCUCAAAAGGGUUUGGUCAAUCUAGGGUUUUGGGAUACUUGUUUGCAAAUUCAACAAUUCACCAAGUACCUUGUAUUGUUGCAAUGCAAGAAGAUAACACUAAGUUAAGAAUUCCGCAUGUUCUGACUGUUGCUGGUUCUGAUUCUGGAGCUGGUGCUGGAAUUCAAGCUGAUCUCAAGGCUUGUGCCGCCCGUGGAGUGUACUGUUCCACUGUGAUCACAGCUGUCACUGCUCAGAACACCAUUGGAGUUCAGGGUGUGAACAUGGUGCCCGAGGAUUUUGUUGCAGAGCAAUUAAAGUCCGUGCUGUCUGACAUGAAUGUUGAUAUUGUGAAAACAGGCAUGCUUCCUUCCAUUGGCAUAGUGAAGGUUCUUCAUCACUGUCUCAAGCAGUUCCCAGUUAGAGGCAGCUUUAGUCGUUGACCCUGUAAUGGUAUCUACAAGUGGAGAUGUACUGGCUGGACCUUCCACACUUAUGGAAUCUUUAGUGGGUUUUGAUGAGGGCAGAACAGCAUUGACAUCUGAAGAAGGUGGAGUGCUUGCAGUGGUCGAAGUUCUGGAAAGUGGGUCUCUUCAAAGCCGUGAGCACGCAGUGGAUGUGUGAGGCUUCCUCACCAGAGUGUUUCUCUCCAUUGUUACUUGGAAUCCAAAACAAACCAAUACUUUGCCUUUCUUUCUUUUUCUCUUCCCUUUUCCAACCUUCUCCACUCAUUUAUUUUAUUAUUAUUUUGUACAAAUCCAACCCAUCCUUUUUCUUUUUCAUUCUUUCCACACACUCAUGUUCCCCACUCAACUUUUUUACUCCAUCUUUUGAAAAGCAACCAACACACCCGCCCACAACUUUAAAUCUCCCAUUUCUUUUUUAAUUUUUUAUUACUUUCA